This is a messenger RNA of Loa loa (African eye worm), 333 nucleotides long. RefSeq lists its product as hypothetical. NCBI's taxonomy places the organism in Eukaryota, Metazoa, Nematoda, Chromadorea, Rhabditida, Onchocercidae. The transcript is spliced from 5 exons. The coding region runs from base 1 to 333 and encodes 110 amino acids. The record is from RefSeq and is a predicted model, not a curated record.
AUGGCCGUGGUUGAUAUUGGUGAAUGUAUACAAGGAUAUAUGUCUGUUGCCGAAGAGAUGAUCGAUAUGUCAGUUUGGCUUGGCGCAAAAAAAAAUCUUGAAAUUUACCAGAAAAUAACUCUAAAUGGACAAGUAAAAAUAACUCCAAAUGAAUUCAUAAACAGUUCGUUCCAUUUAACGGAAAAUACACCUAGUGUAUUGUAUAAGGACGAUUUUGUCAACUUACCUGAAAACUGUGACGAUACACAUAUACGUGUAACAUCAUUUGUUCAGAACCCAAAAAUUUGUCAUCCAAAUCACAUCAAAAUGGCCGAUGCAUUCAUUCCACAUUGA